AAGCGGGCGUGUGGAAGUAUCGCGGUGUUAAAAUUUGAACUUCUCCGCGGGUUCCGCCAGACAAUGGCGGCGUCAUCCCGGCGACCAGAGAGCCGGCUGUUCCGGACUUAUGGGGCUGCUGGCGGCGGGCGACCGCGGCGGCGACGGUCGGGCCGGACAGCCGCACAGUGGUUCCAGCCACAAGACCAGGAGCAUUUGUUCGGCAGCAGCAGCGACGUCAGCAGCGGCUCCUCGCAGUGUGUUGCUUCCGACGAUCCUGACGACCCUGACUUCCCCGGCAGCCCUGUCAGCCGACGGCAGAAGCGUCCUGGCAGCAGAGACGCCAUGGACUGGCCAGCGCUGACCGCGACUCCGAGACACCUAAGGCUGCGACCUCGGCCGCCACAAAAGUGCAGCACCCCUUGCGACCUGCUCCGACCACUGCCUUUCUCCAGCAACCACCUGGACCACCUCAGGCCGGACCUUAGCGUGUGCAGCCAGCUCAGGGACGGCGACGAGCCGGGCACCAGUGCCUCCCUGUUCAGCGUUUCGGCCUCGACCGACCUUCUGUCGCCCGAGCCAGGAGGGAGAAUCAUCUCAAUCAGCUCCUUUGCCGCCCCAGAUGCAGCCUCUCCUGUCACGAGCGGUUCCCCCAUCCCGGCAGCCUCACAGGGCCAAGCAUCACUGUCCUACUCCCAGGAAACAUCAAGAACAGGCGGGUUCAACAAGAUGAUCCGCCGAGCCCGUGCCAGCCUCAGGUCAGCUCUCUUUAGCCUCAUGAAUUCAGGAAACUCUGAGGAUUCUGAAUUGGGGCCAAAUGGGGAAAAUAUGAAGGAGUCCCGUUGUGAAAGACAACUGACAAGAAAUAGGCGGGAGAGCUUAGAUCUAAGAAGCAGAGGUAAGAAGAGAACCAGAGACCAGGGCGCUUUUCAGAAGCUGGGGUGUCAGGGAGCCAUCCAGAAAGACUGCGAGGAGGCCAGUGGUUCCAGGGACUUAGUUGUACCUGAGAAAAUCACCAGGCCUAAGAGAACUGGGCUAAGCCAGAAAAGGAAACAUCAAGAAGUGGACACCUCACCCUUCCAUUACCACCAGUUUAAAAAGGGCCAGAAGACUGGGAAGGAUUUAUGCCUGUCUCAGGACCUGACUCCUCAGAAGGCUUGUUCUUGGGUUAAAACCAAGGCCUCCUUCAGUUUUCACAAGAAAAAAGUUGUGACAGACAUGUCAGAGGUGGGCAGCAGCUAUACCAUUGCCAAUUCUCUCUGUGGGUCCCUCAUAUCAGAAAAUCUAAGCUGUUCUGCCAUGAACAGAACAAAUAGUGCUCUGGACCCUCGGCACUCCUCUUCUAUGUAUUUGCUAAGCCCCCUAAGGAGUUUACUUGUUGCAGAAAAAAUGGCAUCUGAUGCUGAAAAGGUCUAUGGGGAAUGCAAUCAGGGAGGUCCUGUCCCCUUUAGUUACUGCCUUUGUGAGGAAAAACUGAAACGUUGUGAGAAGAUUGGAGAAGGGGUUUUUGGUGAAGUGUUUCAAACAGUUACUGAUAACACACCUGUAGCUCUAAAAAUCAUUGCUAUUGAAGGAGCGGGUUUAGUGAAUGGAUCCCAUCAGAAAACUUUCAAGGAAAUCUUACCAGAGAUUAUCAUCUCCAAAGAGUUGAGCCUCUUAUCUAAUGGGGUGUCCAAUCGUACAGAAGGCUUUAUUGGGCUGAACUCAGUACAUUGUGUUCAAGGUUCUUACCCUCCCUUGCUGCUUAAAGCUUGGGAUCAUUAUAACUCAACCAAAGGGUCUGCAAAUGACCGGCCUGACUUUUUUGAGGAAGACCAACUCUUUAUUAUACUGGAAUUUGAGUUUGGUGGAAUUGACUUAGAGAAAAUGCAAAGGAAGUUGUCCUCUGUAGUUAACGCAAAGAGCAUUCUACACCAGAUCACAGCAUCACUUGCAGUAGCAGAGUCAUCACUUCGCUUUGAGCACCGAGACUUACACUGGGGCAAUGUGCUCCUAAAGAAAACCAACCUGAAAGAGCUCCACUACACCCUCAAUGGGAAGACCAACACAAUCCCUACCUGUGGACUGCAAGUCAACAUCAUUGACUACACCCUGUCACGGCUGGAGCGGGAUGGGGUUGUAGUUUUCUGUGACAUUUCUGCGGAUGAGGACCUAUUUACAGGUAAAGGUGACUACCAAUUUGAGAUCUAUAGGCUCAUGAGGAAAGAGAACAACAACUGCUGGUGUGAAUAUCACCCUUAUAAUAAUGUGCUCUGGCUACAUUACCUCACAGACAAGAUCCUGAAUACCAUGACCUUUAAGAACAAAUGUAACACCCCUGCCUUAAAGCAAAUGAGGAGAAAGAUCCAGUAUUUCUAUAAAACAGUGCUUAACUUCAGCUCUGCCACUGACCUGCUCUGCCAACACAGUCUAUUUCAGUAAGCAAAAAUAUGUCUUACUGCCCCAAAGUCAGAGGGCGCUGAUUUUGAAGCCUCCAGUAUUGUUUUUAGUCUCCAUCCCCAGACCAAAGUGGAGGUAGAAUUUCCAUUCUUAUAUUUUCAACCAGCUUUUCAAACAAUUUUGUUUUCAAAUGGGAAAAAUGUUUGUUGAAAUGAUUAAAUGUGCUGUUAACAAAUGCUCUUAAAUAAAUUACAUCUAUGGAGGACUUCUCUAAAUUGCUCUGCAUU
This is a messenger RNA of Cavia porcellus (domestic guinea pig), 2645 nucleotides long. It is a transcript of the gene Haspin, whose product is annotated as histone H3 associated protein kinase. Bases 64 to 2400 code for a protein of 778 amino acids. The record is from RefSeq and is a predicted model, not a curated record. Gene Ontology annotation, biological process: protein phosphorylation; intracellular signal transduction; mitotic cell cycle. Gene Ontology annotation, molecular function: ATP binding; histone H3T3 kinase activity. Gene Ontology annotation, cellular component: cytoplasm; nucleus. NCBI's taxonomy places the organism in Eukaryota, Metazoa, Chordata, Mammalia, Rodentia, Caviidae. The transcript has a single exon.